CCUAUAUAAUUUAUUCGUGCUGUAAAACAAAUACAUUAUCAUAUGUUAGUGUGACUGUUUGGUCACGUGAUCUUGUCCUGUUUGCUCUGGCUUCGCGUCGCCGUUCAUCUCGGGAAAGUGGGAAAUUCGCUUAAUUUUUUCUUUUUAUUUUCCAUGCACUUCGUCUUUUGAGACGCCAAGUGUCUUAAAAAACUCUGUUUUGCGUAUUUACGGGAUUACAAAGCGUUUAGGUGAUUUAAAUGGCGUCAGAAACGAGAACUUCGAUCAUGGCUCACACAAGAGUGGAUGGGAAGAAAGAGGGGUUGGAAGAAAUGGAGAGUGACAACACUCAACACGUGUCCAAGAUCGAUAGCGAUAGCGACGCGGAACACCAUGAGCCGGGUAUGCGAGUUGGACACGAUUUCCAAGCGGCCAUCCCAGAGCUUGUUUCAGAGAAUAAAGAUGAGGCUAAACAUGACCCGAAUCUUAGACAUAAUGCACUUCUUGUUUGGGCUCCUGUGGAUGAAAUCCCUAAUGCAAAAUGUAAGUAAUCAUUAUUAUUAUUUAUUGUAUGACUUAUGUUUGUAGCCGAUAUAAUGCGCCCUCUGAUUGGCUAAUACUACAUGUAGGACAUUAUUCUCCUGUAAUGCCCAUGGGCAGAUUACGGACCAGCAAAAACCAAGCAAAAAGCCAUAUAAUAAUAAACCAU
Molecule: messenger RNA, 688 nt
Organism: Orbicella faveolata
Lineage: Eukaryota; Metazoa; Cnidaria; Anthozoa; Scleractinia; Merulinidae
Product: REST corepressor 1-like
Biological process (GO): regulation of transcription by RNA polymerase II; negative regulation of DNA-templated transcription
Cellular component (GO): transcription regulator complex; histone deacetylase complex
Molecular function (GO): transcription corepressor activity
Source: RefSeq, a predicted model, not a curated record